Molecule: messenger RNA, 545 nt
Organism: Danio rerio (zebrafish)
Lineage: Eukaryota; Metazoa; Chordata; Actinopteri; Cypriniformes; Danionidae
Source: RefSeq, a predicted model, not a curated record
ACACGCAUUCCACAUCUGGUGUUAACGCAGCAUUAGACUGUGGGAAGUGUUUCAGGUGAAGUUUGUUUGUUUUGUUAGUCAUGUGUUUAUGACAUGUUGUACAUGUGUUUGAUUUAUGUACUUCUUACGGACCUCCUCGUAAAUGAGAUUGUUCAUCUCAAGUGGUUAUCACAUUCAAUAAAUACAUUCAGAUUUCCUCUUAUCAUGAGCAGCACAUUAGUAAAAAAUGUCCCAUCUCACCCCACUCUCCCCUUGGUGUGCUUUAGAUGAGUUUUUCUCCUCCAUGGACUCCAAAAACUGGUCUGAAAGCAGACAGUACUGCAGAGACCGCGGUGAGGAUCUGCUCAUCAUUAAGAGUGAAGAGAAGCAGAGACGUGUAACCUCAUUCAUCACAGAGAAGGUGAAAAUGCCUGUGUGGCUUGGGUUGACUGAUGCCGAGAUCGAGGGCAACAUGAUAUGGGUGGAUAAUUCACCACUGAAUGAAGGGUAAGUGCUGGUAGGACAUUUUAUUCCACGUUAAUAAGUAAAAUAAUUGUUUGAAAGAU